Molecule: messenger RNA, 630 nt
Organism: Symbiodinium sp. CCMP2456
Lineage: Eukaryota; Dinophyceae; Suessiales; Symbiodiniaceae
Source: the annotation of a GenBank genome assembly
AUGCCACUUCAGAUCAGGAUAGGUGGCCUUGCCAUUGAGGAAAUGUUCCGCUGGGGCAGGAGUGGUCUUUGCGUGCUCGAUGAUACGUACUACUUCUUCAACUAUUCGGUUGCCACCCGGGAUUCCGCUGCUCUCUGGCAGACCCUGGAAGCACACCCGCGUCUGGAGGAGUCUCGGGUCGCGCAUCUCGUGAUGAUCGCUGACGGCGUUGCGGCCGUCGUCCGAACGGACAACACGACAGACCUGGUCUUCUUGAGGAAUUCCACCCCUGAGGGUGAUUGGACGAGGGUGCUGCUGCGUUCAUCGGCCCCUGACACCGAGCGUUUCUCCAGCGUCGUCGCAGUGUCCAGCACCAUUCUGGCCUUCUCUCUCGGAGAGGGCGGAAACUGGAGUUUUUGGGACCUCUCCCGGUUGCGCAGAAGAUCGGAGCACUCCUCAGACGCCCUCAAUGCGUUCUGCACGCUUCCGGCACCGCCUAGAACAACACAUUCUGGCCAACUUCUUGGUGCUACCGGCCAGGGUGGCUUGAUCGUCGCCAAUGCAUCUGGGCUGCUGAUUCUUCCUGCCGCGGGCAUUCAACGGUGUGACCUGUCGUUCCUAGUGCAGCUGCACUCACCUGAUCCCACCAGA